AGUAGAGAGCGUUAACAGGGGACAUAGAGUGAGAUGAGAUGCACCCCUUUGACCAAACAGACACAACCGAAGUUGAGAGAGGACACCAGAAGCGAGUGACAUUUAUUUAAGUUACCUGAAAACGUUAUUGAUGUGGAAGUAUGUGUUAGUGGGUGUGUCUAGCCUGGCUAAAUUCAGUUCAUUCUCGGAGAUGCUGAUGGGGCUAUGGAUUCUUGGGAUUUCUGAAAAUCACUUGUUUGUUCUCGGUUUUGUGACACUCACAUCCGCGGAACCAAGCAACUCACUAGUCUAGUAGCCUAGUUAUUCAGAGCGCAGAACGGAUUCAUGUAGCUUCCGAGAAAAUCUCUCCUGCACACCUGAGACAAUUGGACAUAACUGUUCUGCACUGCAUACAGCUGGACAUAACUGUGCUUACAGUAUACGACGGAAUUUUCUGUCGUUUAGCACGAUUGUCUUCAACCGUGCGCUCGUUCUAUGGGUCACGUAUUCACGCAUAGCUAAUUCUCGACUCCUACCUGUCUCCACUAGAGUAUUGAUCCUGCAACUAUAUAUCGAAAAGUCGAGCAUCAUUAACCACAUCAAACAACACACAUCAAGAAACAUGGACAGUCCCGGUGGAAGUGUUAUUCUGUAUGCGCGCAGCUCAGGCAGCGGCAGCCCUAGCCCUGGCAGCCCGUCCAGUGGGUACCAGUCCCCCUCCUCCACCCACUCUCAGCCCUCCUCCCCAGAGGAGGUCACCUUCACAGAACUCGGGCCCCUGGGGUCCCUGAAGGGCCAGAGAGGGGGAGGAUGCACACCUCCAUCCUCCAAGCUGGUGUUCCACUUCCCAGAAGUCUACAAUGUGGCUACAUCAACAUCCACCCACCAGCACACGUACCAACACCCCAUCGCUGGGAAAAGGCCUUGCGGAUUCACAGGACCUUUCACCAAGACUGGUGGGAUGGUGCUCCUGUGUAAAGUGUGUGGAGACAUUGCAUCUGGGUUCCACUACGGAGUGCACGCCUGUGAGGGUUGCAAGGGCUUCUUCCGUCGCAGCAUUCAGCAAAACAUCAACUACAAGAUGUGUGUGAAGAACGAGAACUGCCUCAUUAUGAGAAUGAACCGCAACCGCUGCCAACACUGUCGCUUCAAGAAAUGCCUCUCCGUCGGCAUGUCCAGAGAUGCUGUGCGUUUUGGCCGUAUCCCUAAGAGGGAGAAGCAGAGGCUUCUGGAAGAGAUGCAAAGCUACAUGAACAGCCUGAAUGAGUCUGCCACCAUGGACAUAGAAUCCUCCCCCAUCUCCGAAGCCCCUCCCAGCCCAGCAGAGGUUCCUUCUAAAGAGGCCAUCAGAGCCAUCUCUCGGGCCUAUCAGGACAUCUUCGCCAGCAGCCAAGACAAGGCAGCCAACAGGGGAAUCAACAUCAACAACCUACAGACAACAUGUCCGUUCAAGAGCAACACAUCUCAGGAGAUCAGCUACACCAAUGGCUCCUCCCACACCGGCUCUGACUCCACCCAGGGGUACCAGUCCUGUCCUGCAGGCCUUGGCCCUCGCUGCCCAGACACCAAUGACAACCACCAUACAUUCCCCUCUGUGGACAAAAGUCGCUAUAGUUGCCCUGCUGCUUCAUCCAAUCAUGACCAUGGACAGUCUAAUGUGGGCACGCCUCAACGGGGCAGCUCGGCCAAUCACAACAGUUUCUCCAUGAAGGUAGAGACUCAAGAGCCCCAAACUCAGACGUCCUGUCCAUGGAAUUUAGCUGCUGGAGCCAAAGUGCUGGCCUGUCCUCUGAAUGCGUGUCCUGUCUCUGCGGCCAGUCGUUCUGGACAGCAGAUAUGGGAGUCUUUCUCCCAGUGUUUCACCCCGGCAGUGAGGGAAGUGGUGGAGUUCGCUAAGGGUAUCCCUGGCUUCCAGGAGCUCAGCCAGCACGACCAGGUCAUGCUGCUCAAAUCAGGCACCUUCCAGGUCUUGAUGGUGAGGUUCUGCACAAUGUUCAACCCUGAGGAGCGGACGGUGACCUUCCUGAAUGGCCAGACAUACCCUCUGUCCACCCUGCGGGCGCUGGGGAUGGGGGCGCUGCUCGACGCCAUCUUUGACUUCAGUGAGAAGCUGGGAACUCUGAGGCUGGAGCCUGAUGAGAUGGCUCUGUUCAUGGCCGUGGUGCUGAUCUCUGCAGACCGUUCUGGCAUCGCUGAUAUGGGGGCAGUAGAACAGCUCCAGGAGGGGUUAAUCCGUGCCCUGCGUUCCCUCAUCCACUGCCGUCAUCCCGAAGAGAGCGCAUCCAUCUUCCCCAAGCUGCUUCUGCACCUGCCCGACCUGCGCACCCUCAACAACCUGCACUCCGACAAGCUGCUGGCCUUCCGGAUUGACCCAUGAACAGCCCUGAACACACUCACACAUAGCAAUUCAGAACUCGCCCAUCACCACUCUCUCAGGGCAGGACUUCCAAGGAGAUUGAGGAACACUGACUUGAGCAAUCAAUCAACAACAAAAACACGUUCAAGAUGCAUGUUUGAAAAAGGACAAUAAUGAAUACAUUGAUCUUCAUCACUGUUUUAGGCUUACCGUUACCCUUUUGGACAGAUCAGAUGUGUAUGGCUGUUUUCCAGUCUUUAGGAGAACAAAAGCAAGUUCACUUACUUGUUUAACUUAUUCCUAAUCUCCUGACCGUCGCCAAACCACAGUUGAGAGAGAAUCAGUGAGAAAGAUGUUUGUGGACAAUGAUAAGUUACGGAUCCCUAACAUUAUUGGUGACUGAAUGUGUGGGAGUUUAGUGUUUGUAUAAGAGAAAGGAACCCUGUGUAUUAUAAUAAUAAUAAUAAUAAUAAUAAUACAUAAAAUGUACACUUAAGAUCAUAUGACUCCCAUUUCACUUAUAAACACAUCUGGGGUUUAAAUAUGCAAUUAAGUCUCAAAUAUAUUCAACAGACUAAUUGCAUAUAGAAAAGCGAUAUUCUGUAUAUUAUUAAGUCUACAUCAGGAAUCACGUAAGGUUUAAUGGAACCAGAACUUUGUCUCCAAGCAUGUUGGGUUUUGUACUCCGUUUGUACAAAACCCAGUGUAGCUCAGUUGGUAGAGCAUGGCGUUUGCAACGCCAGGGUUGUGGGUUCGUUUC
Molecule: messenger RNA, 3095 nt
Organism: Coregonus clupeaformis (lake whitefish)
Lineage: Eukaryota; Metazoa; Chordata; Actinopteri; Salmoniformes; Salmonidae
Product: nuclear receptor subfamily 1 group D member 1-like
Exons: 8
Coding region: 602-2356 (584 amino acids)
Biological process (GO): negative regulation of transcription by RNA polymerase II; cell differentiation; hormone-mediated signaling pathway
Molecular function (GO): RNA polymerase II cis-regulatory region sequence-specific DNA binding; nuclear receptor activity; zinc ion binding
Source: RefSeq, a predicted model, not a curated record